Messenger RNA from Psylliodes chrysocephalus, 660 nucleotides. NCBI's taxonomy places the organism in Eukaryota, Metazoa, Arthropoda, Insecta, Coleoptera, Chrysomelidae. The record is from the annotation of a GenBank genome assembly.
CUUGUGCCGUGGUUCUGUGGUCUGUGGUGUUGUGCCUUCUGCAGCAACUUCAUGAUGAUUAUUGAUUGGCUGAAUGAUAAAUGAUAAUCAUGCUAAUUGCUAAUGCUUAUUGUUCUGUGAUGCUUAUUUACAAAAGACAAAACACAGCGCACAGCAUAAGUUAUUAAGUUUUUAUAAAAAGUUGAUAUUAAUUUCUUAUUAAUAUGGCUAAACCCUCGGGAUAUGACUCGCACAGCGAAGGACCAGGUUUCGUAGGAAUUAGAUUUUGUCAGGAAUGCAAUAACAUGUUAUAUCCGAAAGAAGAUAAAGAAAACAAAAUAUUGAUGUAUGCAUGUAGAAAUUGUGAUUACAAACAACACGCCGAUUCAAAAUGUAUAUAUGUUAACAAAAUUAUGCACGAAAUAGAUGAACUAACUCAUAUAGUAGCAGAUGUUAUUUCUGACCCAACAUUACCAAGAACUGAAGACCAUCAAUGUCCAGAGUGUAAUCAUAGGGAAGCAGUUUUCUUCCAAGCCCAGACAAGAAGAGCUGAAGAAGAAAUGAGACUCUACUAUGUUUGUACAAAUCCGCAUUGUGCCCAUAGAUGGACCGAAUAAAUAUUUUUUAUAUAAAGUAAAUGUUGCAGAUUUUAUUUUGAAUCUUAAUAAAGCUAAGUUUUGU